UCAGGAGCCUCUUUCGGUGUGGUGUGCCUCUCACACUUGAACCUUGUCUAGCACCAACUAGUCCUAGCUAGCUUUCUCCCUUCCUGCUUUCUCUCUCUGAUCCCUCUCUCAUACACAAAGCCAGAAAUACACAACACAGACUGAAAAGAUGGUUGGAACAAUGGAGGAAGCAAGGAUCCCCGGGUACUUCAAGAACAAGGGCAUCCUCAUCACUGGCUCAACGGGCUUCCUUGGAAAGAUACUGGUGGAGAAGAUACUGAGGGUCCAGCCGGACGUCAAGAGGAUCUACCUCCCGGUGCGAGCGCCGGACGCGGAAUCGGCCAAGAAACGGGUGGAGACUGAGGUGAUCGGGAAGGAGCUGUUUGGGCUCCUGCGGGAGACGCACGGCAAGGGGUUCCAGUCCUUCGUCGACGAGAAGGUCGUCCCGCUGGCCGGCGACAUCAUCCACGAGAACUUCGGCGUGGAGGGAGCCCAGCUGGCGCAGAUGACCCAGGAGAUCAACGCCAUCGUCAACGGAGCCGCCACCACCAACUUCUACGAGAGGUACGACGUGGCCCUGGACGUGAACGUGAUGGGAGUGAAGCACAUGUGCCAGCUGGCCAGGCAGUGCCCCAACCUCGAGGUCAUCCUCCAUGUCUCCACUGCUUACGUUGUUGGGGAGAGGCAAGGCGUGAUCCAGGAGCUGCCGUUCAAGCACGGCGAGACCCUGCGUGAGGACGACGCCGAGCUGCGGCUGGACGUCGACGCCGAGCUCCGGCUGGCCAGGGACUACCAGCGGCAGCUCGCCGGCGACGACGCGGAGCAGAAGAACGAGAGGAAGGCCAUGAAGGAGCUCGGCCUCGCCAGGGCCCGGGAGUUCGGGUGGCCCAACACGUACGUGUUCACCAAGGCGCUGGGGGAGAUGACGCUGGCGCAGGAGCUCGCCGGCGGCGGCGUGCCCGUGGCGAUCGUGCGGCCCAGCAUCAUCACCAGCAUCCAGAAGGACCCGCUGCCGGGGUGGAUCGAGGGGACCAGGACCAUCGACGCCAUCCUCAUCGGCUACGCCAAGCAGAACCUCUCCUGCUUCCUCGCCGACCUCGACCUCACCAUGGACGUCAUCCCCGGGGACAUGGUGGUGAACGCGAUGAUGGCCGCGGUGGCGGCGCACGCCUCGCCGCCGGCGAGCCAGCGGCGGCCGGCGCCGGCGCAUCCGGCGGUGUACCACGCGACGUCGUCCCUCCGGAACCCGGCGCCGUACGCGGUGCUGUACCGGACGGGGAUCCGCUACUUCAGCGCGCACCCGCGGGUGGGCGCCGACGGGCGGCCCGUGCGCGCCCGGUCGGUGCACUUCUUCGCGACGGUGGCCGGCUUCACGGCGUACAUGGUGGUACGGUACCGGCUGCCGCUGGAGCUGCUGGGGCUGCUGAACCUGCUGCUGUGCGGCCUCCUCUCGAGGCUCUGCGACGAGCUCCGCCGCAAGUACGCCUUCGUGAUGCGCCUCGUCGACCUCUACGGGCCCUUCGCGCUCUUCCGGGGCGUCUUCGACGACGCUAACGUGGAGAAGCUCAGGCUGGCAAUGGCGCCCGCCGACCGCGCCGCCUUCAACUUCGACCCAAAGACCGUCGACUGGGACGACUACUUCUACAGGAUCCACAUCCCCGGCGUCAUGAAGUACGUGCUCAAGUGAAUUGACGCCAAGCCAAGCAAUGAAGGAGACGAGUUGGAAUCGUGUGAGCUUGUACAUCCCAUUCAUCGAGUCCCAUGCCAUUCAGCGAAGAAGAAAUGAUCGGUGAUCUUGCAUGGACGAUGAGGGAGACAUUGAUGGAAAUGCAUCCAGUCAGCAGCUAGCUUGGACUUCUAAUUAUGAUUUAGCUGGUUAUUAUUAUAUUUGAUAUAUAAUAGACAAUGGUGUCCGGUACUACUAGUAGGCAUCCUGCCCUCAUCUCGGUUAUUUGUUGGUUAAUUAUAAUUAAGCGGGCUGGAUUACUAUUGCAGACCUUCAUAAGCUAUAACAUUCUUGUAUGUUUCUUGGCAAUCAGGUCAGAUCUACCACCGGCCUCGUCUUAUGAAAUACUUCUUUCAUCCCAAA
This is a messenger RNA of Panicum hallii, 2068 nucleotides long. RefSeq names its product fatty acyl-CoA reductase 1-like. Bases 149 to 1666 code for a protein of 505 amino acids. The record is from RefSeq and is a predicted model, not a curated record. Gene Ontology annotation, biological process: long-chain fatty-acyl-CoA metabolic process; suberin biosynthetic process. NCBI's taxonomy places the organism in Eukaryota, Viridiplantae, Streptophyta, Magnoliopsida, Poales, Poaceae. The transcript is spliced from 7 exons. Gene Ontology annotation, molecular function: alcohol-forming very long-chain fatty acyl-CoA reductase (NADP+) activity. Gene Ontology annotation, cellular component: intracellular membrane-bounded organelle.